AUGGUCAUCUUUUUGUUUGUUCUGCUUUCUUUUGCUCUUCUUCUUCCUUUUCUUAGGCGGAAGCCUUGCAAGUCUCGGUCGAAAAGUCCAUCAUCGAAGCAAAAGAGGUUUGUUCUCCGUUUCACCGUUCCCGGUUGCGCUGCCUGUCCACAUGAGCCUGUUGCUUUAGCCUCUGGACGGUUGGACAAAUGUGCUUUUUCUUUUGUCUGCUUCAAUGACCCCGAUCAUGUGAACCCUUUCAACUGGACUCGGCAGCCGGCCUGCGUCUCGGGCUUCGCGAGUUCCGAGUUCGAGGCCGGCCGAGGACAGUUUGGUACCUGCCGUCCGGGCGCUUUUCUAUGA
Protopolystoma xenopodis is the source of this 342-nucleotide messenger RNA. The record is from the annotation of a GenBank genome assembly. Lineage: Eukaryota; Metazoa; Platyhelminthes; Monogenea; Polystomatidea; Polystomatidae.